Cooperia oncophora is the source of this 402-nucleotide messenger RNA. The record is from the annotation of a GenBank genome assembly. Lineage: Eukaryota; Metazoa; Nematoda; Chromadorea; Rhabditida; Trichostrongylidae.
AUGCUACGAGAUGGUUCUCAGUUUCUACAAGUGGACGAGCCGCGAUUCCACACUUGCUAUUCUGCGCGAAUCAUCCAGAUGGCAUGUGAAAAUGGACAUCAUGGCCUCAUCGCCGACGGGUCGCGCUCUCUGCAUACGAAGCACUUGGGAAAUCAUGCGCAGUUGUAUUAUACCCGUGGUGUCUGCAACCAAGAAAUGGACAUACAUAGAUGUUCCGCAAAGGAAACACGUCGAGACUAUAGAGGAGCCUUUGAGCACUUAUUUUCGGAAGCAGCAAUUCAAGCUGCUAAAGCAGUAUUUCCAAUUCGGUUCGAAGGAAGUGCCUUCCACUUGGCACAGGCGUGGAACCGGAAAGAGACCGCUUCGGGUUACGCAGGUUCCAUCAAGGUCAAAAAGGGAUGA